This is a messenger RNA of Rubroshorea leprosula, 1298 nucleotides long. The record is from the annotation of a GenBank genome assembly. Lineage: Eukaryota; Viridiplantae; Streptophyta; Magnoliopsida; Malvales; Dipterocarpaceae.
AGAGCUAAAAGCCCAAGAGAUACCAACUAGUUGGCCUGAAUGAAAAUAGAUUUAGCCAUCCCCUUCCAGGACUCUUGUGCUCAACCAGAUACUUUCAUUUGGGGCUUUUCUAGUGAUGGCCUUUUUAAAUCUAAAUCUGCUUAUUACUUAUCCAAAAACAUCGCCCGGAGUGAUGACUCUUGGUCCUGGAUCUGGAAGAUUCAUACUUUGCCUAGAGUUAAUUACUUUGUUUGGCUAUUGAGGCAUGGGAGAUUGCUGACAUUUGAUACGCUUUUUAAUUGGGGUAUUAGCGAGUCUAGCAUUUGCCCAAGAUGCCAUCAAACUGUUGAAACUAUUAACCACAUAUUUAGAAAGUCUAAUUUCUCUAAAUCUUUGUGGGAUCUUCUUACUCCGUAUCCCAUUAAUACUCUCUUUCAUGAUACUAAUUUUAAUGACUGGGUUUUUGCUCAUGCUACCUACUCUGAUACUUCUCAACUUGGGGAUUGGAGUACCUCUUUCUCCUUCAUUACUUGGUCUAUCUGGUAUUUCCGGAACCAACUGGUUCAUGGUGGAAAAAGCUUCUCUAUCGAUGUGGCUAGAGACUUUAUCCUGUCAAAAAUUGAUGAGUUCAACCAAAUUCAUCAUACUGCAUCUAAACCAAAGACUUCUACCACUAUCCUUAUUGGAUGGACUCCCCCCCACCCUCCUUCUGGGGUUAUAAAGCUAAACACCGAUGGUUCUGCUAUUACAAACCCAGGUGCUGCUGGUGCAGGAGGGGUCUUUAGGGAUGAGCUUGGAAAUUGGCUGCUUAGUUUUUAUUGCAGCAUUGGGUUUACAACGAGUCUAUCGGCAGAGUUGUGGGCUUUGAGAAAUGGCCUCCGGCUCGCUGUUGAUAGGGGUUAUUCCAAUCUUAUUGUUGAGAUUGACUCUAGGAUUACAAAAAUUCUCUUGGAUUCUGCUAACUCUAAUUUUCACUCACUUGGGGUCUUGAUCGAUGACUGCAGGGCUAUGAUGUCUCAAAUCCCCGCCCUUCAAAUUAAUCAUAUUUACAGGGAAGCUAAUGCUCUUGCAGAUGGUUUGGCAAAAAAGGGUGCAAAGUCGGAUUCUUCUUUUGUUGCUCUUGAACAAAGUCCCUCCGAACUUUGUAAUUUGCUGUUUUCGGAUUGUAUUGGGACUAUGUUUCCCAGGAACAUUGUAAUGCGUUAAGUGUCAAUGUUAUCUCUAAUUACCAAAAAAAUAAAAAGAAAAUAGAUUUGUUGUUUUAGAUAAAAUUUCAAAUUUGGUUCAUGUAAAUGAAGAAAUAAAUUUUGAAAAAAUGU